Messenger RNA from Dichomitus squalens LYAD-421 SS1, 5368 nucleotides. Its product is annotated as multidrug efflux transporter AcrB transmembrane domain-containing protein. Gene Ontology annotation, cellular component: membrane. Bases 97 to 4299 code for a protein of 1400 amino acids. The record is from RefSeq and is a predicted model, not a curated record. NCBI's taxonomy places the organism in Eukaryota, Fungi, Basidiomycota, Agaricomycetes, Polyporales, Polyporaceae. The transcript is spliced from 7 exons.
CGCCAGGCCUCGUCUCUCUCAUCUCUACUUUGCUGGCCUGGGACUGAGUCUGAUACCCUUACUAUAUACGCAUCGCCGACAACAGUACUGGCGGCCAUGGAGGUCCUUCGGCCGGACACCAGCAUCCGGAAUGAGGGCCGCUGUGCCAUGCGCGGGUCUUGUGGACCCAAGGUCGUCUUCGGCAAGCCCCUGCCAUGUCCUUACGACGGACCCCCGACAGAAGAUGACGUUGACCGCGACCUCCUCGUCAACCUCUGCGGGGCGGACUUCGCCCAAGGACCAACCUGCUGCACAACUGACCAGCUCGAAACUCUGCGCGAUAACCUUGGCCUUGCCGAGAACCUCAUCUCUUCCUGUCCUGCGUGCCGCAACAACUUCCGCAAAUUCUGGUGCUCCUUCACAUGCUCGCCUGACCAGGCCUCCUUCAUCAAUAUCACUUCUACCCAAAUAUCCCAGACGGGCAAGACCGCAGUGCAGACGGCGGAUUUUUUCGUGUCGGAGGAGUUUGGAAAUGGGUUUUAUGAUAGCUGCAAGGAGAUCAAAAUGGGCGCAACGAACGGGUACGCCAUGGAUCUCCUGGGUGGUGGCGCGAAAGACUACCAUGAAUUCUUCAAGUUCAUGGGAGAGGAGAAGGAUAUGGGUAGCCCAUUCACAAUCAACUUCCCUCCUUCACCUCCUCCGCCCGAAUUUUCCUCGCUCAACGCGACCGUGCGGAAUUGCUACGACGGCGAUUUGGGCAGCAGAUGUACCUGCAUUGACUGCGAACAAGUCUGCCAAGCACUCCCUCCAGUCUCUCCGCCGGGUGCCGAGUCAACAUGCCAUGUUGGUCCCUUCUCUUGCCUUUCCUUUGUCCUGCUGCUUGCGUAUGCUGUCGCGGUCGUGUCGUUUAUCCUUGGUUACGGUCUCGAAGUGACCCUCCGCCGACGACGCGAGAAGUCGUACGAGCGGGUCGCCCUGUCCACAGACGCGGACUCGCAACACCUUGUUUCCCCUCGGACCCAUGCACGCGGACUCGUAGGCGCAUCGUCACUUGCACAGUAUCUCGACGGAGAGGACUCGACAGGCACACAGUCCGAGUCCCGUCGUUUGGGGCGCGGCGCGUCCCUCCUCGACCCCAUCGAGACCGUCCAACCCCGUCACUAUCGGCUGAACAACAUUCUCCGUCGCUUCUUCUACAAGCUCGGCCUGUUCACGUCCACAUACCCGUGGCUCAACUUCGCGCUCGUGUUCACGUUCAUUGCGUUGUUGAACCUUGGCUGGAAGCGCUUUGACGUCGAGACGGACCCUGUGCGUCUCUGGGUUGCGCCGGAUUCGGAGAGCAAACUGCAGAAGGAGUAUUUCGACGAGCAUUUUGGACCGUUCUACCGUGUCGAGCAAGUAUUCGUCACCUCUGCGAACGCUCCCUCCCCGGAAGACAAGGACCCGGUGCUCUCCUGGGACCAUCUGCAGUACUGGGCGGACGUGGAGGAGGACAUCCGGAGUUUGCGCUCUACUCCCAACGGGUAUACUCUGGACGAUGUGUGUCUCAAGCCAGCAGGUCCAGAUGGCUUCUGUGUUGUGCAAUCUGUGAUGGCAUGGUUUGGGAACGACCUAUAUUCCUACGACCCGGACACCUGGGCGGACCGCCUGGUCAGCUGCGCCCAGCAGCCGGUCAACUGUCUUCCCGACUUCCAGCAGCCACUCGCGCCUCAAAUGGUUUUGGGCGCCGUUCCCGAGGACGACAAGGGCAAGAAGCAAUACUUGGACGCGAAGGCGUUGGUGGUCACAUAUGUAGUCCCGGAUUCGUUGAACAAGACCGAGCAGGCGAAGGCGAUGGAGUGGGAGUACGCUCUCCGCGGAUACCUUGAGGACCUCGGCAACAAGGUUCCUGGAGAGGCUGGCCUUGAGAUUGCCUGGUCCACGGGCAUCUCGCUCGAGGAAGAGAUCAAUAAGAGCACGAACACGGACAUCAAGAUCGUCGUCCUCUCCUACCUCGCUAUGUUCUUCUACGUCGCCCUGACCCUCGGCAACGGCUCCGGAUUCCGCGACGAAGAGGGCCUCUGGACGUCCCUCCGGCAGUGGGCGACCAACUUCCCCAAGUUCUUCUCCCAGCCCUCCGCCUCGUCCGCCGUCUCGCUCGAUUCCCGCCUCGCGCCCACGCUCUUCCCCCGCCUCCCCCGCUCGCCCUUCGUCGGCUCCAAGUUCACUCUGGGGCUUUUCGGCAUCGCGCUCGUCGUCCUCUCCGUCUCGUCCUCCGUCGGGCUCUUCUCCAUCCUAGGGGUUAAGUGCACGCUCAUCAUCGCCGAGGUCAUCCCCUUCCUCGUGCUCGCCGUGGGCGUCGACAACGUCUUCAUCCUCGUCCACGAGCUCGACCGCCAGAACCUCCUCCACGGCCCCAACGCCGGCCCCGCGUCCCUCACCCCAGUAUGGGCGUACUCGGACCAUACACCCAUGAGCCCCACGCAGUCGCGCACGCGGUCCGGGCUCGAGUUCGAGCAGGACGGCGCCGAGCAUGGACGCGACACGUCGCUCGACGUCGGGUCGGCCCCGCAGUACCUCGGGCCUGAGGAGAGGGUGGCAAGGACGCUGGCAAAGAUGGGCCCGUCGAUCCUGUUGAGCACGGUCACGGAGACGACGGCGUUCGCGCUGGGCGCGCUGGUGCCGAUGCCGGCUGUGCGGAACUUUGCGCUGUAUGCGGCGGGCAGCGUGUUUCUGAACGCGCUGCUGCAGGUGACGGUGUUCGUGAGUGCGCUCGUGGUGGACUUGAAGCGAGUUGAGGCGAGCCGGGUGGAUUGCUUCCCCUGUGUACGGCUACCUCCUCGGAUUGCCCUCCUCGAGGCGCCACCAUCGGGCAGCGGCCUUGGCUUCCUAGCCCGAGUCAUCCGGAAAUACUACGCUCCUCUUCUGCUCAAGCCAUUGGCUAAGGGCGUGGUUCUUCUGACGUUUGGUGGUAUGCUUGUUGCUUCCGUCAUUUCCAUCCAGCACAUAAAGCUUGGAUUCGACCAGCGCCUUGCAUUCCCGUCGGAUUCAUACCUCAUUCCGUACUUUGACAGCGUCGACGCAUACCUGGACAUCGGACCCCCUGUAUACUUCGUCGUCCACGACGUCGACGUCACCCAGCGCCCGGGCCAGCAGCAGCUCUGCGGCCGCUUCACGACCUGUGCGCCGUUCUCCGUCGCCAGCACGCUCGAGCUCGAGCGCAACCGCACCGAAGUCUCGUACAUCUCGCAGCCCGCCGCGUCUUGGAUCGACGACUUCUUCAACUGGCUCGACCCGAACAAGGACAAGUGUUGCCGCGUCCGCAAGAACGACCCCUCGACGUUCUGCGACUCCGGCGAGUCCCCGCGCCGCUGCCACGUCUGCUACGAGGACCACGAGCCGGCGUGGAACAUCACGAUGAACGGCUUGCCGGAGGGCGACGAGUUCAUGCUGUACCUCCGUCAGUGGCUUGUCUCGCCCACGAACGAAGACUGCUCUGUGGCGGGCAAGGCAUCCUUUGGGGACGCUCUUGCGCUGUCCGAGGACGGCUCGGCGGUCGUCGCGUCGCACUUCCGCACGUUCCAUAGCCCGCUCAAGUCUCAGGCGGACCUGAUCAACUCGUUUGCCGCGGCGCAGCGCGUCGCGGAUGACCUGAGUGCCGCCACCGGCGCGACAGUCUUCCCUUACUCGCUCCACUACGUCUUCUUCGACCAGUUCGCGCAUAUUAUCCCCAUUACCGAGCAGAUCCUCGGCCUGGGUCUCGCUGCAGUGUUGCUCGUCACCGCGCUCCUGCUGGGCUCGUGGCGCACGGGCACGAUCGUCACGAGCGUCGUCGCGCUCACGGUCGUGAACGUCGUGGGUGUCAUGGGCAUAUGGGGAAUCGACCUGAACGCGAUCAGUCUGGUUAACCUGGUGAUCUCGCUGGGCAUUGCGGUGGAGUUCUGCGCGCACGUCGCGAGGGCGUUCAUGAGCGCGGGCUCUGGGCUGCCCGUCGAUCAUCCUGCCGGCCAGAAGGAGCGCGACGAGCGGAUGUGGCUCGCUCUCGUGGAUGUUGGCCCUUCGGUUUUGUCUGGGAUCACGUUCACGAAGUUGAUUGGGAUGUGUGUCCUUGCUCUCACCCGCUCGAAGUUCUUGGAGAUCUACUAUUUCCGCAUGUGGCUUAGCCUCAUCAUCUCUGGCGCGUUGCAUGGGCUGGUUCUUCUCCCUGUUGUACUCAGUUUGGCUGGCGGUUCUGGCUUCCCCCAGCAAGAAGCCGACGAGGAGUGGAUGUCUCAUGCUAUCCGCAACGAUUACGAAUAUACGCCUUUUCUCGCUGAUGACGACUCUAACAUGAGUGAUUGAUCAUACUUCACUAGAUAAUAUGUACAUUUAGCAUAGCGCAAGGAUAUAGUGGACAAUAUCUUCACAAUGAGAUUUUUUGUACGAGCGACUACAUAGACAUAGAGCGAAGCGUAUUCAGCAACAGAAGCGGUGAUAGUCCCAAGAUGCAGCUUCAGUCCCUGGGCGACCUGGAUCUGCUAUCCCGAAUGUCGUCGCGACUGUAGCUUCGGCGAGCUCGACUGGGGGACCGAGAGCGGCUCCUGCUACGAGAGUAGGCAGACGAAGAGUAGUACGAGCGGGUAGGAGAGCGUGAGCGCGAGCGAGGCGUGAGGGAGCGAGUGCGUGACCGGCUCGAUGCGACAGAGUAGCUCCUGGAGCGUCUACCGUAACCAGUUCCUCCGCGCUCGUAGCUUGGUGACCGUCUCCUGGGGGCAAGACGGUCUACGCCGCGGCGAGGGGGUGAGCGAGACCGUGUGCGGGAGCGGGAGUAGCGGCGGUAUGGCGGCGGAGGAGGAGGUGGUCUGCGACCUGGGGGUAGGCGUCGGAAGUUGUCGUUGUAGCGUCCGCCAAAGCCACCACGACGCCCACCGCCGCGAGGAGGUGGAGAGCGCGAACGGGAGGGAGAGCGAGAUAUAGACUUCGGCCCACGACCGUAGCGGGGACGAGGUAGUGGGCGGGGUGACCGCGAACGGGACCGCGAGUGAGAGCGGACGGGAAGUUCGGAGAGCUCAACCUUUAGUAUCGCGCCAUCGAGCUGGCCACCAUCCAUGUGAGAGACAGCUUUGUGUGCGGAUGCGGGGUCGAGGAACUCGAGGGCAGCCUUGCCUCUAUUUUGCCCGGAUUUGCCGUACACGGGAAGGUCUACCUUGACUAUCUCUCCGUAAUAUCCGAAUAUUGUCUGCAGGUGGGACUCGACGACAUUGCGGGUGAGAUUUGUGACAAUGACUACUUUAGCAUUCGAAUUUGCUCGUGGCGACCCGUCCAUGUCGACAUCUUCAUCCCUGAGAGGACGCGGGGAAAGAGACCUGCCGCGCGUAGACAUGCCAAUUUUAGCUGAGUACAGAACCAGAUGAGGUGCAGUGGAAGGCAG